Molecule: messenger RNA, 1783 nt
Organism: Amaranthus tricolor (Joseph's coat)
Lineage: Eukaryota; Viridiplantae; Streptophyta; Magnoliopsida; Caryophyllales; Amaranthaceae
Exons: 7
Coding region: 471-1586 (371 amino acids)
Source: RefSeq, a predicted model, not a curated record
UCUAAAAAGUUGCGAGUGCUUUGAAUCAAGAUGGAUAUGAAUCUUAUUGUGUCCCCUACCGUUCCUAUAAUCCUCGUGGUAGGAAAGCUUCAAUUCAAGUGCUUGUAAGUGCACUCACAUAUAUUAUGCUCGAAGUUUUUAUAGGUAGUUGUUUCCUCCAACACCUCCCCUUCAGACACACCUUCAUCCAAUUCCACUGCCUACCAGCAACUCCUACUUUAAUGAUUUGAGCUCCUCUAAAUGGAUACUUAUGAUUUCUAUUGAACUUUUGGCAACCUGAUCGACAUUCGAACCCUAACACCAAUCCCAAAUUCAUCCAACCACCAUCCGCCUGCACCACUACAGUACCUCGUUCGGCGGCCAACGACCCUCGAAACUUCCGCGACACAGCCAACAACCCACCAGUGGCAUUUCUCAUUCACCCUUUCUCCCCGUUUCAGAAUCAAAGGUAUUCCUUUAGAAUUCUAGCUAUGAGAAAGUGUCAAUCUCGAUGUUUUCGGAUUGGGCAGAUGUUAGAGGCAAGGACUUUUGAAAAAGGUUUCCGUGGUGCAUGGUUUCGAUGCAAGGUAAAAAAGGUUAUCAGAAAGAAAGGUCGAGUUGCUGCAUAUAACGUACAUUAUUAUGACUACAUAGAGGAACAAGAAACGGUGACUCUUUACGCCUCACCCACAGAGAGUAGUAGUGGCCAGAAGGCAAAAAGAGAGCUCAUGUUGCGCCCACACUUUCCGGGAUAUUUCCAUGAAAGUGAUUUGCCUGAUUUAAGCACGAUUUCAGAAGUCAUAGUUGCAGUUGCUGAUGUUUGGAGGGUUGGGGAUUUGGUUGACUGGUUCUUUUCUGGAUGUUUCUGGUCUGGAACAAUAACUGACAUUAUAGAUGAUAAAAGGGCCAAGGUCAAGUUACUGGACCCACCCAGAGGCGAGGGAUCUUCUUAUGAGGUUGACUGCGAAAAUCUUCGUCCAUCAUUGGAAUGGUCUCCGAAAUUUGGUUGGACGGUCCCUAAACCUGAGGAACGUCAGAGUGGACAUAUACAUGCUCGUUUAAUUCAGCCUUUGAAGCAAGCUCCAAAUUUAAAAUUAUUGGUAAAUGAGAUGGAUGAAGACCAAGAGAGCAUUACAAUCACCCCAAGGUCCUCAUUGGAGUUCAGUCAUUCAAUCUCGUCUCAUACUUCAGUUAGCUCACUGUCCCUGCUAAACACAUCAGGACACUCCAAGAAAUUGUUGCAGUAUACCGAAAAUAUUUCUAAGAAAGGAAUGCAGGAUAUUGGGGGUUCUGCCACUGGGAAGCCUAGUUGUUCAGACAAUGUUUCUGGUACAUAUGUCCAAGAUGUUCAAGCUGAAAUUGCUGCAGCUCUUAGUGUUGAACAACAGAAUCAUGAAAACGGACCUGCAAAGAAAGUACAGUUGAAUGGAACUAUAGCUCUAAAUUCCACACGCUGUGACAGCAUUGAAUCAACAAUCUUGGAUAUGGAAGAGCUGGUAAAUAGGGUUAAAUGGUUGAAGCAGAUUCUGAAGUUUGGUAUUUCAUCAUCUGUGCAGGUUCCAGCAUGGGAGUUUCUUGAGCACCCUGAAAUAUCUACUCCAAAAUGAGCAGGUAGAGCUGUAGACGUCAUUUUGGUUAGAAUUUUUAGUUUUCUUUUAAUGCAAUCACAAUAGAUUAAAUGGGAUGGAGAAGGUUUGAUCCCGUGAUUACAGUACGACACUGUUAGUACGCGGUUACUCAUUGUCAUUUCAUAUUUUAUGGGAUGGCUCAAGAAAUGGAAAGUUUGUGCAAUCCAUUGAUAUUA